GCCAGUCGAAAGAAAAACUUUUGGGGAAGAACAUACACCGACUCAUCAUAUGCGCACUUGUUCCUGCACCUCUCCACGCCCGGUUGAACUACAUUUCUCCAACGUCAAUAAGGGGAAGAAUGGAGUGGUAUGUCCUAGUGCUGGUACUUAGCUUACCAUCUUCAACCCAAGCGGACUGUUCCUCCCAGUGUCUGCAAUGCGCCCUGCAAAUACUCAAUACAGACAUCCCCGUCAACAGUCUGACCUGUACCUUGGAGUGUGAGGGAACUCUCCUGACCACCGCCGAGUUACACAAAUGCGGGAAGACCCUACAGACGCGCGCUGUAGGCUUUCCUGAAUUCAGCGAUGAGCAUGCGGGUGCACGGAGUGCGCCGGAGUGGGAGGAUGGUCAAGACGCUUCAAUUACAAACGAGGUCAAGGGAUUCGGUGGAUUCAUUAAACGAAUUGAUGAAAACAAAAACAAAUUGUUCACAUUUCCUUGGCGCGAAAACGGCAUUGUUAAAGGAUCGUACGCGUUUCCUACGAAAUAUGAGGACCUGCUUAGAAAAUUUGGAGAGAGAGACCUCCCGGAAUUUUUGGAAGACGAUCAGGCUGCGGGUGCUGAAAACGAGGUGGUAGAGGACAACGAUGACGCAGCAAUAAAUAAAGUAAAACGUUACGGAGGGUUCUUACGCAAAUUUGGUCCAAAGACAAAGUCAAAGAGAAGUGACUCCAGGGAGGAAGGUAGUCACGAGGAGCUGCAAAAGCGAUAUGGGGGUUUCAUGCGAAGGAUUCGGCCGAAGUUGAACAACUUAAAUAACUUGAAGUGGGACAAUCAGAAGCGAUAUGGUGGCUUUCUACGUCGCCAUUACAAAUUAUCCGUUCGUUCAGAUGAGGAACCUUAUUCAUAUGAUGACUUCAGUCUAUAGAAACUUAUCCGGCAAAUAACAUACCACGAUUAUACGAUAUUAUCCAUAUGUGUGCUGCCUUCUUCUGUGUGACGGAUUUACAUGACGAACCAAUUAAUUUGUGUUUAAUUAGUA
This is a messenger RNA of Esox lucius (northern pike), 1022 nucleotides long. It is a transcript of the gene pdyn, whose product is annotated as prodynorphin. Gene Ontology annotation, biological process: sensory perception; neuropeptide signaling pathway; chemical synaptic transmission. Bases 120 to 908 code for a protein of 262 amino acids. Gene Ontology annotation, molecular function: opioid receptor binding. NCBI's taxonomy places the organism in Eukaryota, Metazoa, Chordata, Actinopteri, Esociformes, Esocidae. The transcript is spliced from 3 exons. The record is from RefSeq and is a predicted model, not a curated record. Gene Ontology annotation, cellular component: plasma membrane; neuronal cell body; dendrite.